Hyla sarda is the source of this 1284-nucleotide messenger RNA. RefSeq names its product gastrula zinc finger protein XlCGF57.1-like. The transcript has 2 exons. Bases 1 to 1128 code for a protein of 375 amino acids. The record is from RefSeq and is a predicted model, not a curated record. NCBI's taxonomy places the organism in Eukaryota, Metazoa, Chordata, Amphibia, Anura, Hylidae. Gene Ontology annotation, cellular component: nucleus.
AUGGAAUCUUUGCCGGAAAGUUCUGGAGGAACAAUGAGCGGACUAGAAAACCCCAUAUCAGAGAAUGGAGAGAAGCCAUUUUCAUGUCCGGAAUGUGGAAAAUAUUUUAGUAAGAAAUCACAUCUUGUAACUCAUCAGAGAACUCACACAGGAGAGAAGCCAUUGUCAUAUCCAGAAUGUGGAAAAUAUUUUAGUAAGAAAUCACAUCUUGUAACUCAUGAGAGAACUCACACAGGAGAGAAGCCAUUUUCAUGUCCGGAAUGUGUGAAGAGUUUUAGUCAUAAAUCAAGUCUUGUGGAACAUAUAAAAACUCACACAGGAGAGAAGCCAUUUUCAUGUUCAGAAUGUGUCAAAUGUUUUAGGAAUAAAUCACAUCUCAUGGAACACAUUAAAGCUCACACAGGAGAGAAGCCAUUUUCAUGUCCGGAAUGUGUGAAGUGUUUUAGGAAUAAAUCAAAUCUUGUGGAACAUAUGAGAACUCACACAGGAGAGAAGCCAUUUUCAUGUCCAGAAUGUGUGAAGUGUUUUACACACAGAAAAAGUCUUGAAAAACAUAUGAAAACUCACACAGGAGAGAAGCCAUUUUCAUGUCCAGAAUGUGUGAAGUGUUUUACACACAAAACAAAUCUUAAAAAACAUAUGAGAACUCACACAGGAGAGAAGCCAUUUUCAUGUCCAAAAUGUGUAAAGAGUUUUAGUCAAAAAUCUAAUCUUGAAAAACAUAUAAAAACUCACACAGGAGAGAAGCCAUUUUCAUGUCCGGAAUGUGUGAAGUGUUUAACAAACAAACGAAAUCUUGUGCAACAUAUGAGAACUCACACAGGAGAGAAGCCUUUUUCAUGUCCAGAAUGUGUAAAGAGUUUUAGUCAAAAAUCAAAUCUUGAAAAACAUAAGAGAACUCACACAGGAGAGAAGCCAUUUUCAUGUCCAGAAUGUAUGAAGAGUUUUACACAGAAAACAACUCUUUUACAUCAUAUGAAAACUCACACAGGAGAGAAGCCAUUUUCAUGUUUAGAAUGUGGAAAAUCAUGUACUGAAGAAACAACUCUUGUGGGACACCAGAAACAAUUUUCAUGUCCUGAAUGUGCAAAAUGUUUUACUAAUAAAACAAAUCAGAAGGACAUCUGAGAAGUCACACAGGAGAGAAGCCAUUGUCAUAUAUAGUAUGUGGCUAAUGUGUUAACCAAAUAUCAAAUCUGUGGAUCAUCUAAGAACUCAGACAAAGGAGAAGUUAUUUUCAUGUUUAGAAUGUGUAAAAUAUUUUUGUCUGAAAUAAAAUCUUGU